CCAAAGAGAUGAGUCCAGGAGUCUUUUUAAAACCGCCUUUUUUAUUAUUAUUUGUCCAUGUAUCACAUGACAUAUUGUUCAAGUAAAAAACUUUCCCUCCUCUGACCUCAGGCACAUUGGAAGAAUUAUCUGCUCUUCUCCACCAGGACAAAGGUGUGUUUGUGAAAGGACACAUUCCUGAGCGGAGCCUUCGCUGUUUACACAGAUUAUUCUCUCCUUCCUAUGGCAGAAAUACGAGAAAGGGUCUGUGGGGCAUGUGGGAAACUAUUGUCUGAACCCACUGUCGCACCACUAAGCCUUGUGUUGCUCUUGUCCUGAUGCAUUUUUUCAUAUCAUUCCGUGUUUCAAAAGCAGGAAGUGAUGUCACCGCCUGAGGCCCAACCCCUUUUUUACCUGAAGAGAGGGAAGGGCCACAGUAGAGUUAGACUAGGGGAAAAACAAGGAAGAGUUCACAGGCAGACAAGUCGGUGUGAAUGUUCACUUCUCAGCAGUGUGCCUUGGAGACAAAGACAAGAGGAGUUUACCCAGGUGGUGGGUUUCCCAACACAGAUAUGGAUGUUCCUGAUUCUCCCAACUGGAAUAUGGGGCUGUUAAGGACCUUUGAUUCCUCAGAGUUCAAUAGCUGGGAAAAGAUUGGAUCAGGCGGAUUUGGACAAGUAUACAAAGUCCGGCACAAACAGUGGAAAACAUGGCUGGCUAUCAAGUGUCCUCCCUGCCUUCAUGUGGAUGACAAAGAGCGGUCUGAGCUACUGGAAGAAGCUAAGAAGAUGGAGGCGGCCAAGUUCAGAUACAUCCUUCCUGUGUAUGGUAUCUGUGAGGACCCCCAGGGCCUGGUCAUGGAGUACAUGGAGACCGGCUCCUUGGAGACGCUGCUGGCCACGGAGCCGCUGCCCUGGGAGCUCCGCUUCCGUAUUAUCCAUGAGACCGCAGUGGGAAUGAACUUCCUCCACUGCAUGAACCCACCGCUCCUCCACCUCGACCUGAAGCCCGCCAACAUCUUGCUGGAUGCCCAUUAUCACGUCAAGAUAUCUGAUUUUGGCCUGGCCCGCUGGAACGGCCUGUCACGCGCCGAUGACAUUAGCCGAGAUGGCUUCUGUGGAACCAUUGCCUAUCUGCCACCUGAGAGCAUCAUCGAGAAGGACAGAGUGUCAGACACCAAGCAUGAUGUCUACAGUUUCUCCAUUGUCAUUUGGGGGAUUCUCACCCAGAAGAAGCCUUAUCAGGGAGAAAAUAACAUUCUGCAGAUCAUGGUGAAGGUGGUCAAAGGUGUGCGUCCAGACUUGGCAGCAGUACCACGUAGUCGACCUUCAGCCUGCAUGGGUUUCCUGAGCCUCAUGCAGCGCUGCUGGGCCACAAAUCCUGAGGCUAGACCCAGCUUCCAGGAGAUCACAUCUGAAGCUGAGGAGCUCUGCUCCAAACCACAGGAAGAGCCGAGGACCCCCACUUUAUCCACUUCUGAGCCAGAGCCCUCAUCCAACAAUGCUGUCAACUGUGACCAGGCUAACGACAACAAGCAGGUACGUCCAAAGUCUGCAAUGCUGCCAGAAAAAGAUUACAGCUUAUCAGAGCUGCUGAGCCAGGUCGAUUCCGGAAUCUCCAGGAGUUUUGAUCGAGUGAAGGAAGAUGGCUGCCACAGCAAGGAAAACACCAGCAAGAGGCUGUCGGGCAUCUCCUCUGCCGAUUCGGCUUUCUCCUCCCAGGACUCCAUCACGCUGUCUUUUGAGAAAGAAAGUACAUGUGAUUCUGCUGAGGUCCAGAAACGGAAACUGUGUGAGGCCAUCAGGACCAAAGACAUGGCCAAACUGAUGAAGAUCCUCCAGCCUCAGGAUGUGGACCUUCUCCUUGAUGGAGGAGGCAGUCUACUGCACCACGCUAUCACUUUGAACAACGAAGAGGCUGUCAAGUUCCUACUCCUGAAUAAUGCCAAUCCUAACCUAGCCAAUGCCCGUGGCUCCACACCGCUCCACUUGGCCACAGAGAAGCACCUGAAACUUCUGGCAGAACUUCUGCUCAGCCGCCGCAGCACCAACAUCAACGCAAAAGACGAAGACCAGUACACAGCUUUACACUGGGCAGCCCAAAAUGGGGAUGAAGCAAUCACAAGGCUGUUGCUGGACCGGGGGGCGGCCAUCAAUGAGACCGACGGCCAGGGCCGAACGGCAGCUCAUGUGGCCUGUCAGCAUGGUCAGGAGAAUGUCAUCCGUGUUUUGCUGAGCCGUGGUGCGGAUGUUCGGAUAAAGGGAAGGGACAACUGGACAGCGCUCCACUUGGCUGCAUGGCAAGGACAUCUGGGUAUUGUUAAGCUACUGGUCAAGCAGGCUGCGGCCGAUGUGGACGGCCAGACAACAGAUGGUCGCACACCGCUGCAUCUGGCAUCAAAGAGGGGCCAGUACAGAGUGGCAAGGAUCCUGAUUGAACUAGGUGCAAAUAUUCACAUUUUGUCUGUCGAGUUGAACACGCCACUACAUGUCGCAGCUGAGACCGGUCACACCAGCACUUCACGCCUUUUGAUCAAACACCAUGCAGAUAUUAACGCCCAAAACGUCCACGGCCUGACUCCUCUCCACCUAGCUUCCAAGCAAGGUCACCUGGCAACUGUGAAGAUGUUGAUAGAAGAGGGGGCCGACCCCUACAGAUCCAACCAUGCCCAUCACACUGCAUUUCACCUGGCAGCAGAGAACGGACAAAAUGAAAUCCUGAAAGAGCUGCUCCUCCACUGCCCCGAUGCUGAAUCCCUAUCGGACGAGGAGUUGCUCAGCGUUUUGCCCCCAGAAAUUCAGGCUAGAUACUCAGAAGUCGUUACGUCACUGGGGCCCAAAGAGGGCCAGGAUUUGGAUGUUGAGAAUUUGGUUCAGUCAGAAGGUGAGCCAUCUACCCCAACAGAGGCAAAGCAGCUCCAGAGGAAAGUGGUCAUUCUGAAACUGACGGAGCGUAGUGACAAUGACUGCCCGGAGGUCAGCAGCUCACAGUGUGCCCCAGCGAACUGCUAACCAGAGCAGGGACACGGAUAAGACUGUACACCACCAUGUCCUGUGUCACUGUUUAUACGCCACUGGUGCCGCCCAGUUAUCUCUGUUGGACUUUAAAAGCCUUUUGAGCUCAGUAGGUAAUUCAUACUGUUAGAAAAAAAAGUUAAUGUACAUAUGUAAACUGUGAAUAUAAGUAUAUAACCUUGUUUUGACUAUAGAUUUUUGUAUACCUUUUUUAUAACAAGCUAAUUUUUUAUGUAAAAAGCACACGUUUGUAUGAGGACAAUGGCCGGACCUGUGACAAUUAAGGGUUUUCUCACUGUACUGCACAACAGUGGGUUCCCAUGUGCAUUAUGUUUGGUCACAAGUCUUAAUAGGUGAAUGCUGUCCAAAGCCUGGCAUUUUUUUAAUAAACAGUAUUUAGAGUCCUGUACCUGUUACAUAUUAGUGCAUCAUCAUCCAUUAAAAUGUUAAAAAUA
Messenger RNA from Cynoglossus semilaevis (tongue sole), 3448 nucleotides. RefSeq names its product receptor-interacting serine-threonine kinase 4 (gene ripk4). Bases 474 to 2990 code for a protein of 838 amino acids. Gene Ontology annotation, molecular function: ATP binding; protein kinase activity; protein binding. The record is from RefSeq and is a predicted model, not a curated record. Gene Ontology annotation, cellular component: nucleus. Gene Ontology annotation, biological process: protein phosphorylation. Lineage: Eukaryota; Metazoa; Chordata; Actinopteri; Pleuronectiformes; Cynoglossidae. The transcript is spliced from 8 exons.